This is a messenger RNA of Phasianus colchicus (ring-necked pheasant), 970 nucleotides long. Lineage: Eukaryota; Metazoa; Chordata; Aves; Galliformes; Phasianidae. The record is from RefSeq and is a predicted model, not a curated record.
CACAGGCUGGAACGAGCUGCUGAUCGCGUCGUUCUGUGUGUGUGUGGGGCUGACGCUAUGGGGCUGACAUUAUGGGAUGCUAUGGGGCAGAUAUUAUGGGAUGUGGGGCUGACGCUCUGGGGCUGUCGCUAUGGGGCUGUCGCUCUGGGGCUGAAGUUAUGGGGCUGACGCUCUGGGGUUGCCCCACAGGCUGGAACGAGCUGCUGAUCGCGUCGUUCUGUGUGUGUGUGGGGCUGACGCUCUGGGGCUGUCGCUAUGGGGCUGAAGUUAUGGGGCUGAUGCUAUGGGGCUGCCCCACAGGCUGGAACGAGCUGCUGAUCGCGUCGUUCUCGCACCGCUCCAUCGCGGUUCAGGACGGAAUCCUGCUGGCCACGGGGCUCCACGUCCAUCGCAGCAGCGCCCACAGCGCCGGCGUCGGCGCCAUCUUCGACAGGGUUCUGACUGAGCUGGUGUCGAAGAUGCGCGAUAUGAGGAUGGACAAAACGGAGCUGGGCUGCCUGCGCGCCAUCAUCCUCUUCAACCCCGACGCCAAAGGUCUGUCGAACCCCGGCGAGGUGGAGGUGCUGCGGGAAAAGGUUUACGCGGCGCUGGAGUCCUACUGCAAACAGAAAUACCCCGAGCAGCAGGGAAGGUUCGCCAAGCUGCUGCUCCGUCUGCCGGCUCUGCGCUCCAUCGGCCUCAAAUGCUUGGAGCACCUCUUCUUCUUCAAGCUCAUCGGGGACACCCCCAUCGACACCUUCCUCAUGGAGAUGCUCGAGGCUCCCCACCAGCUGGCCUGACCCCCCCGCCAUCCCAUAAUACCACCCUAUAAUCCCAUAAUCCCAGUCCUGACCCCGUAAUCCCGAUCCCGUGGUUCGUUUCUCCCAUUUCGGGUCACGGAAAUCGGCCUCGUGUCAUGAAAAUGGACUCUAAUCAGGAGCUCAAAGACAGAAUGCCAUCCCAUAAUACCACAAUCCCACCCUGUAAUCCC